Messenger RNA from Odocoileus virginianus texanus, 4693 nucleotides. The record is from RefSeq and is a predicted model, not a curated record. Lineage: Eukaryota; Metazoa; Chordata; Mammalia; Artiodactyla; Cervidae.
AAAAAUCAACACCCAUGGAUUUUAUCUGACUGUGUAGAUCAGGUUUUUUUAUUCUGGAUAUCAUGGUAACAGUACAGGAAAUAUGCAUUAUUUCUCAUGUCUGCAAGUAGUCUUCACUGCUGAAGGAAGCAAUUUUUUAAGCUACAGCCAAAUUCAUUUUGGUACCUUUUAUGGAAAUCUUGAUUUUGUUUUUACUUUUUUAUAACCUUUUGCAAAGGGUAUGAACAAGCAAAGAGCUCAUCUCAUUAGGCAAGUCCACAUUAAUAAGAAUGCCUAGAAGAGGGUUGAUUCUUCAGACCCGGACCCCCUGGCUACUGUUGGGUCUUGCUUUACUCUGCAGUUUGAUAUUAUUUUUAUACCUUCUGGAGUGUGCCCCCCAGACUGAUGGAAAUGCAUCUCUUCCUGGUAUCAUUGGGGAAAAUUAUGGUAAAGAGUAUUAUCAAGCCCUCCUACAGGAGCAAGAAGAACAUUAUCAAACCAGAGCAACCAGUUUGAAACGCCAAAUUGCCCAACUGAAACAAGAACUACAAGAAAUGAGUGAGAAGAUGAGAUUUUUGCAGGAGAGAAAGAAUGUAGGGGCUAAUGGCAUAGGCUAUCAAGGCAACAAAGAACAAGCACCUAGUGAUCUUUUAGAGUUUCUUCAUUCACAAAUUGACAAAGCUGAAGUUAGCAUAGGAGCCAAACUACCUAGUGAGUAUGGAGUCAUUCCCUUUGAAAGUUUUACCUUAAUGAAAGUAUUCCAGUUAGAAAUGGGUCUCACUCGCCAUCCUGAGGAAAAGCCAGUUAGAAAAGAUAAGCGAGAUGAAUUGGUUGAAGUUAUUGAAGCUGGCUUGGAGGUCAUUAAUAAUCCUGAUGAAGAUGAUGAACAGGAAGAUGAGGAUGGUCCCCUUGGAGAGAAACUGAUAUUUAAUGAAAAUGACUUCAUAGAAGGUUAUUAUCGCACUGAGAAAGAUAAGGGCACACAGUAUGAACUAUUUUUUAAGAAAGCAGACCUUAUGGAAUAUAGACACGUGACUCUUUUUCGCCCUUUUGGACCUCUCAUGAAAGUGAAGAGUGAGAUGAUUGACAUUACUAGAUCAGUUAUUAAUAUCAUCGUGCCACUUGCUGAAAGAACUGAAGCAUUUGCACAGUUCAUGCAGAACUUCAGUGAGUCUAAUUUUCACAAUUACACCUUGGUCUCAUUGAAUGAAGAAUUUAAUCGUGGACGAGGACUAAACGUGGGUGCCCGAGCCUGGGACAAGGGAGAAGUCUUGAUGUUUUUCUGUGAUGUCGAUAUAUAUUUCUCAGCCGAAUUCCUUAACAGCUGCCGAUUAAAUGCUGAGCCAGGUAAGAAGGUGUUUUACCCUGUGGUGUUCAGUCUUUACAACCCUGCCAUCGUUUAUGCCAACCUGGAUGUGCCCCCACCUGUGGAACAGCAGCUGGUUCACAAAAAGGAUUCUGGCUUUUGGCGAGAUUUUGGAUUUGGAAUGACUUGUCAGUACCAAUCAGAUUUCCUGACCAUUGGUGGAUUUGAUAUGGAAGUAAAAGGUUGGGGUGGAGAAGAUGUUCAUCUGUAUCGAAAGUACUUACACAGUGACCUGAUUGUGAUCCGGACUCCGGUUCCUGGUCUUUUCCACCUCUGGCAUGAGAAGCGCUGUGCUGACGAGCUGACCCCUGAGCAGUACCGCAUGUGCAUCCAGUCCAAAGCCAUGAACGAGGCCUCUCACUCUCACCUGGGAAUGCUGGUCUUCAGGGAGGAGAUAGAGACGCAUCUUCACAAACAGGCAUACAGGACAAAUAGCGAAGCUGUUGGUUAAUGUAAUCAUUGACACAUUAUCUGAACCACAAACCAGGACUAUUUGUUUAGCCUUAAUUCCAAUUCUAGAUGCAGUGCCUCUUUCAGGAAGACAUGCUUUUGUGUUCUUGCUGAUGUUACUUCAGCAGUUUAACUUGGUGUGAGAAGAAAAAGCAGUGUUGCAAUGCAGAGUCUCUUUUUCUGAACAUACCUCACUAUGGAUCAUUGACAAAUCAAAAUCUGGUAUUUGUUCUGAGAGUAGUCUUGAGUUAAGUUCUACCUGGCUUCAUGUUCUGAUGUGUAUCCUGGUUGCAUCUGGGCUGAGGGGUGAAAUGUGUUGUGCUCAAGGUAGGUUGGAGCAUCCUAUUCCUUUAGAGAGGAUGGAGUGUUAUGGAUGGAGUGUGUCAACAAGGGUUCUUCACCUGCUGACCACUGAGUCAACCUGCUUGGUUUUAUAUGAAGAUCUUUGGUCAUUUGCUUAAAGAAUCCAUUUUCACUGAAGCAGAGGGUAACUAAAUGACAUAUCUAAAAUUCCCAACUAAUGAAGAGCAGGCAGAGAUAAAAAUUCCUCAGCUUUGUGUUGCCUAGCCCCCUGAAUGUCUAUUUUUAAACAAAUGGGUAAUAGUAGAAAAUACUAAGGAUAGAAUCUAUCACUUGAUCAAAAAUAUAAUGUGUUAUUAAUUUAUCAUCAUGUUCAGGAUUAGGAGUCAGAGUUGCUGUAGGCUGUUCUGAACAAAUAAAUAUGGAAACACCUUAAACGUAACAGUUAGUUAUGCUGGAAUACAGGACACUAGGGGUGUCUGGGAGCAUCAGUUUACAUGAGCCAAGGCUCUAGCAGGGCCUCCUUGUGGCUCAGAAUAGAUGAACAUAGCAUAGUGUUGUGUGUUUUUUGCUUUGUGUUGUCUCAUUUAGCAUGGAUCCAUAUGUUUGUUUUAUCCUUUUUGUCUUCUAUGUUAAUUAUGCUACAUCUGUAUUUACAUUAUUAUAAUACUUUGAGUUGAGGGGAGAAAAACCAAGCAAUUUAAUGAGGUAUGCCGUAAGAUCAUACUGAUUCAAGGAAAGGGGCAGAGCAGAACAUUGUCUAAAUGGAAAUCUGAAUUAUAGAGUAUUUUAGGGAAUAUAUAACUUGCAGAUAGAAUGAUGUUUUAAUUGAGGUAUAAAUUAUAUUAAUGAGACAAGAUGAGGAAGCAGUUACAUUCAGAUAGGACUGUACUGUGCUGUUUAUCACACAUGGAUCUUUUGCCAUAGGGUCAAGCGCUAUAUCCACAAAUUGGAGAUGUGGUGAAAGGCAUGCAUAGAUUUUUGAACCUUUGGCUUUUCAAAGGGACCUAUAAGGAAUUCUUUCUAUUGUAUAUAAACCUCUGAAAAUUCAUGGAAGACAAAUCAUUAUUCUUUUUGCUCCGUAUAUCAUAUCAUCUGAAAAUUAUAAGUCCCAAAUUUCUUGGUGCUACAUGAAUUCAAUUUUACAGUAACUCUUACUGUUCUUUUAAGUAUUAAGUUGGGAUUCCUUUUAGACUUGGUUUUUUAAGAUGUGUAAAAUGUUCUCUGCAAAAUUGUUCAGGUCAUUGUCUCCUUUUAUAUACAGUUAUUUAUUGUAAAGACCAGUGAAUUAAGAUAUUUAAAGUGAGAGAACCUAAUUAUUUACAGAAGUGAGUUGUAGUUUGUUUUUUGACAGAACCAAAUGAAUUUUUUCUUUUUUAAAAAACAAGCUUUUAAUUUAAAUAUGGAAGCUAAGCAAUGGAAACUUUACUAUGUUUUUGAUAGUAAAAGGUACCAAUAAAGUAUUUUAUUACCAAAAGUUAAAUCAAAAUGUGAUAAGCUAAUUUCUUUCUGUUGAAAUGUAUCAAAUACAGAAAAUUGCAUGACAUAUAACUGUGUACUUUAAAGAAUAGUGACGCCAACACCAGUAUAGCAGCUAUUCAGAUUAGAAUCUCAAACUUUGUUGAUGAAAGGCCUCUGUGUGCACUUUCUUAAUCACAUACCCUCACUCUGUCCAUAUUAGUCACUAUCCUGAUGAUUUUUGUGAUAAUUUUUCACUUAUUUUUCUUCACUGUUUUCCCAACUAUGUAUGUAUAUCUACACAAUAGACUAUUUUGCCUGUUUUGAAUUAAUAUGUGUAUUAUUUCAUCAUAUAUUCUCUAACAGUCAGUGGUGUUUUUUUUGUUCAUUCAUGUUAAUCUCAAAGUUAAUUCAUUUUAAUUACUGAUUAGGAUUCCACUAAAUGAAUACACUGCAGUAUUCUUUCUACUCUUGAUAGAUAUUUGGAUCACUCGUUUUUUUAUGUUGUUUGUUUCCUUAUUUGCUUUGGCUGUCACAAGCAGUGUUGCCAUGAAUACUGCUGUGUGUAUCUCUUACGAGCAUUUGAGAACUUCUCUAGGAGUAAUGAUGCUAAGUCACCAGUUGUGUGUAUAUUCAACUUACUUCCCAAAGUGGACCACUUCCAGCACUGUAAGAGAUUCACUUUGCAUUCCUGGCAAUACUUAAUUAUGUCAAACUUUUUAAUUCUUGCUAAUCUAGUGGGCUUUAGGCAUGAAUUGUAGUUAUAAUUUUCAUUUCCAGUCUUUUUGCCCAUUAUUAUAAAUUCAUAAGAAUUCUUCACAUAUUCUGAGUACUAAUUCUUACUGGUUAAAUAUUUGCAAAUAUCUUCUCUGGGAUGUAACUGUCCUUUCCCAUUCUUCAUGGUACUUUUUGAUGAAUAAAAAUUAACUUCAAUGUGUUUAGUUAAUCUUUUUUCCUUUAUGUAUUCUUUUUAUUGUUAAUUUUUGACAUCAUAAUGGGGAAAAGUAUUUUAAAGCUGUUGUUCUGUAUUAUCUUCUGCGUACCUCAUACAUAGCUUUAUUCUGAAGAAUUGUCAUGGUUAUUUGUAACCUUUGUACUUUCAUAAAACUUUUAGAAUAAGCUUGUUAAGUUUCAUGAAAA